CGGGACUUUCCAUGACUGUCAUCGUUAGAUGAGGAACUGAGUCACAGUUAGCUGUAGUUGGCAAUCGAGACGUAGACAUGUGUGGAAUUUUUGCCUAUCUGAACUACCAUGUGCCACGGACUCGCCGGGAGAUCCUGGAGAUCCUACUCAAAGGCCUGCUCCGUCUGGAGUACCGUGGCUACGACUCUGCCGGUGUUGGAAUUGAUGGAGGGAACGGUAAGGAAUGGGAGGCCAAUGCCCGGUCUAUUCAGCUGAUCAAGCAGAGCGGAAAAGUGAAGGCUCUUGACGAUGAGAUCACCAAGCAGCAGGACAUGGACAUGGAUGUGGAGUUUGAUGUCCACCUUGGCAUCGCCCACACUCGCUGGGCUACCCAUGGUGCCCCCAGCCCUGUCAACAGCCACCCACAAAGGUCUGACAAGAGCAACGAGUUCAUUGUCAUUCAUAAUGGAAUUAUCACAAACUACAAAGACCUGCGGAAAUUCCUGGAGAGCAAGGGUUAUGAGUUUGAGUCUGAGACAGACACAGAGACCAUUGCCAAGCUGGUGAAGUACAUGUAUGACAACCGUGAGAGUGAAGACCUCAGCUUUGCUACUCUGGUGGAGAGAGUGACCCAGCAGCUGGAGGGAGCUUUUGUCCUGGUCUUCAAGAGUGUCCAUUACCCUGGGGAGGCAGUAGGCACUCGGAGGGGAGGUCCUCUGCUUAUUGGGGUGAAAAGUGACCACAAGCUGUCCACAGAUCACAUUCCUAUCCUGUACCGAUCAUCCGGUAAGGACAAGAAGGGCUGCCCCACCCUGCCCAGGAUGGAGCAGGACACCUGCCACACACUCUUCGCUGAGGACAAGAAGUCUGUGGAGUACUACUUUGCCUCUGAUGCCAGUGCGGUGAUUGAGCACACCAACCGGGUGAUUUUCCUGGAGGAUGAUGACGUGGCAGCGGUGACAAACGGACGACUCACCAUCCACCGCAUCAAGCGUACAGCCGGAGACCACCCUGCCCGCGCCAUCCAGACCCUGCAGAUGGAGCUGCAGCAGAUCAUGAAGGGUAACUACAGCUCCUUUAUGCAGAAGGAGAUCUUUGAACAGCCAGAGUCUGUGGUUAACACCAUGAGAGGAAGGGUCAACUUUGAUGACAACACGGUAAUCUUGGGUGGACUGAAGGAUCAUAUUAAAGAGAUACAAAGGUGUCGACGGCUCAUCCUAAUCGCCUGUGGCACCAGUUACCAUGCUGGGGUGGCGACUCGCCAGGUACUGGAGGAGCUGACUGAGCUGCCUGUUAUGGUGGAGCUGGCCAGCGACUUCCUGGAUAGAAACACACCAGUGUUCCGUGACGACGUCUGCUUCUUCAUCAGCCAAUCAGGUGAGACAGCAGACAGCCUGAUGGCCCUGCACUACUGUAAGGAGAGAGGAGCCCUGACGGUGGGCGUCACCAACACAGUGGGCAGCUCCAUCUCCAGAGAGACCGACUGUGGGGUGCACAUCAACGCUGGGCCAGAGAUAGGAGUGGCCAGCACCAAGGCCUACACCAGUCAGUUUGUGGCUCUGAUCAUGUUUGCGCUGUUGAUGUGUGAUGACAGGAUCUCCAUGCAGCCACGGCGACGUGAGAUCAUCCAGGGCCUGAGAGUUCUGCCAGACCUGAUCAAGGAGGUGCUGAGUCUGGAUGAUGAGAUCCAGAGACUGGCCGCAGAGCUGUACCAGCAGAAGAGUGUUCUCAUCAUGGGCCGAGGCUACCACUACGCCACCUGCUUGGAGGGAGCACUGAAAAUCAAGGAGAUCACGUACAUGCACUCUGAGGGCAUCCUGGCUGGGGAGCUGAAGCACGGCCCUCUGGCCCUGGUCGACAAACUCAUGCCCGUCAUCAUGAUCAUCAUGAGAGACCACACCUACACCAAGUGUCAGAACGCACUUCAGCAGGUGGUGGCCCGCGCGGGCCGACCCAUCGUGAUCUGUGACAAGGAUGACUAUGAAACUGCCAAGUGCUCAAGCCGCACCAUCAAAGUGCCGCACUGUGUGGACUGUCUGCAGGGCGUUCUGAGUGUCAUCCCCCUGCAGCUGCUCUCCUUCCACCUGGCUGUGCUCAGGGGCUUUGACGUGGAUUUCCCAAGGAACCUGGCCAAGUCUGUGACGGUAGAGUGAAACAGGCCAUUUGAAGCCCCAAAAACCCAUUUCACCUCACAUACAUACAUACAUACAUACAUACAUACAUACAUACAUACAUACAUACAUACAUACAUACAUACGUAGUACGCAGGAACAGCUGUCACAUGGAUACCAAGAGGAGCAGAGAGAGCACACUUUCCUGUUUUAUGUCUUGUGUCAUAUAUUUUUAUGCAAUUGUUACUCUUGUACUCUAAGCAUUCUGUAUCACUGUCACUUCUCUCAACACAUUUGAAGGCAUUGUUAUGAAUUGUGUUUUUUUUUUUUUUGUCAAGUGUGGUAAGGUAAGGGUUGGCAGUAAUGUUGGCAUUUAGGAGCUCACAUCGGUUACUGGAGUGUAUGCAGUUAAUGAAUCAACUAAAGGAAAGAUGGAAAAAUAUCUAUUUUCUAAUGGAAACUAAAGGAAAGACAGCUAUUUUGGAUGAUGCCCAACAGUGCUCAUAACUGAAAUGUGCACAUCUUUUCAAUGUUGAGUACUUGCAGCUGGUUUUUCAGUUAAUUCAGCUGUUAGCUGAAGUCAAGAGUCUAUAUGAAAAUCUUACUGAAGUUACUGGUUCUUUCGGUGUUUCAUUGGUGCAAUGAUUUUUUUGGUCUAUUGAGAUCAGUUUUCUUUGGCAGCUAGAACAUCUAUAACGGUCAUUUGAAAUGUUUCUGUUACUUUUGUGUAUGUUGAGUGAAGUCUUAAAUCAUUCCGAGUCAUAUUGUAGUCCUGACUCUAAAUCUGAAGUGCUUCCAGGAAGAAAGUGUCAAGUCAUGCUUUAGUCUACUGACCUGUGCCAGAGGCUAUUGAGAACUCCCCCCUUGUUUUCCUCGGAAUGCCAUAAUGACAAAUUAUUUUGGAUUUGUAACUUGUAAAAGUUUUGAAUGUUUUAUAGUACAAUAAGAAACUUGUAACAUACUUCCUUGUGUAUACUAUUGUGUAAUGUUUUUAGUCCUUGGAUAGGUUACAAAAGCAACUUGCAGUGAUGCACUCCUUGUGGUUUGGCAGACCUCCUAUAGGAGAGUUCACAAACUCUUGCCUAAACCAUGUUGAGCAUCUGAAUGAUUGACUGUCCUGGCAUAAUAAUCAUGCUUUUAAAAUUCUAACAGCUACUGUGUCUGAGAGACAUGAUUUGUAUCAUUUACCCAAUAAUUUGAAAGAUGGCACCGUACAAUGUUAGAAAUCUACAAUGAAGACGAGUGAAACAUUGAAAUGAUCACUUAUCUCUCUAAGCCUAUAGGUUACUGUCAUUGUGACUUGGGGGAAGUGUAGCAAUAUUCAAAACUCUUCAAUUUCACUGGUCUUGUUGACCUAUUUUCUGCCUUGUUGCUUAGGAGGCUCAAUUUGGGUCUCUGGUCUACAAUAUAACUCUAAAUAGAAGAAAAAGAACCAAGUGAAAUGAAGUUGCUGCUCAGAGCACAAUUUGCACCAACAUUUUGCCUACCCCAUGCCCUGCCACCAUACCGAUUUUUAAUUGCAAUAUUGGGACCAUUUUUUUUCUUCUACAUUUCUAUUAAUUUGUACGUUUCUAAUUUUGUUUACUUGGUAGAAAGCUUUUUUAUAUAUUAUUGAAGUUAUUAGUUGAUCUGAAUGUGACUGACAUUCGAGAUGUCCCCUGUACCCAAAAAAGGUCACUGUAUCUUACAAUCGAUUAUGCAGUCAGAAACCAAAACACCUUUUCUAUGUUAAUUUUGCUUUGAGUAACCAAAGGUAUGGUUUUAGAGAUUAUGUUCAUAGGGGUUUGUGUGUACUGUAAGUGGUCUGUCCAGAAGAGGCCUACAGGGCAAUACAGCAAGCUUGUUAAAAUAUGUAGCUGCUAUUUUAGAUGGAACUCAACUUGUCAGCUGUGUGUUCUCCCAAAUGUCUAAUAAAUGAGUCUUUAUAAACCAAGGUUGAAGCAAAGCAGAUACUGGUUUGUAUGUAACAUCACGGAGAAGAAAAAAUACUUUCUAUAUAAUGGGCUAUUUAGUUAUUUGUUUGUAUUUCACUUUUCACCUUUUCAGUUUAAGAUCUUUGUCUUGCUGUCGCAAUCAAGCCUUAAAAUUGUACCUUUUAGGCAAAUCACCUGAAAAGUGGUCUCUAUUCAGCCUUUGCAUCUGUUUCUUCUUAAUUGUAUUGCAUUUACUGAGCCAGUGUACUGUAUGCGCCCACGUUGACUAAAGACCCGAGCAAAGACCCAGUUUUAAACUGGACAUGGUGCUAUUCGAAGUGAUUUAGUAACCCAUGUAAAAUUGCAGGUGUUUGACAGGUUUUUAGACUUGAAGUAUGGACAAGGGAACCGCUUUAGAGUCUUUCUAUAAAUAACGGGGCCAAUGUGUGACAUUGGGAGCAAAAUUUCUAAAUGGUUUGAAAUAAAAAGGCUUUUCAUGCAGUUCCACAUGUGUACUUAAAGGAAUAAAAGUGAAUAUAUGCAAAUUGACUCAACUCCUAUACAACAACAUGGGCCUGGGACUAUAUAUCCUUUAAGGUUCAUACAGACAUUGGCAAGUUGAAUUCAGGACUUUCAGGGAUUUUUUUCAAGCACUUAUUUGUAAUUUUCAAAGACCUUUUAUGUUAUACAAUUGUAUAAUUUAUAUAGUGCCUUCAGAAAGUAUUCAAACCCCUUGACUUUUCCCACAUUUUGUUAGCCUGAAUUCAAAAUGGAUUAAAUAGAUUUAUUUUUUUAAGCUUGCCAUAACGAAGGGGUAGAGUACCUAUUUACUCAAGACAUUUCAGUUUUAGAAUGUUUUUAAAUUUGUAAACAUUUCUAAAAACAAUUCCACUUUGACAUCAUGUUGUAUUGUGUGUAGGUCAGUAACCAAAACAAAAUAUCUGCAUUGUAACAACAAAAUGUGGAAAAAGUCAAGGGGUGUGAAUAAUUUCUGAAUGCACUGUAAUUGUACAUAUAGGGCCUAAUAUAGAACCCCCCCCCACACACACACAAAAAAGCAUGCAAAAAAAGUGUGCCAAUGCAUUGAUAUUCAAAUUAUUAUUAAUACAAUUCUAAAAUAUGUGAGAAUAAUGAGGACAUUGCCUGACUAAAUAGACUGAAUGCAUGCAUGGUGAUUUUGAAGUUCAAUCCCCUGAUGUCUUAAUGUAAUAACAUGAAAAAAUUGGCAGAUAAUUAUCACUGACUUAUCAACAGCUGUAACAAGUUGUCCACUGUAGGAAAUCCUCAGUGGUACACUACUUCCGAGUUUCCCAAACUCAGUCCUGCCCCCCCCCCCCCCCCCCCCCCCCUAGGUACGCGUUUAGUUUUUUGCCCUAGCACUAUAGAGCUGAGUUAAAUAGUCAAAGCUUGAUGAGUUGGUUAAUAGAAUCCGCUGUGUAGUGCUAGGACAAAAAAACUAAAACGUGCACCUGGGGGGGCCUCAGGACCUAGUUUUGGAACCCUGCUUUAGUUUAUAAAAAGACUCAUUAACAUUCAGCUCCUGCAACAUAUGUUGGAAACUAUUGUGUUAUUGUGGGAGUGGGGCACUUUCUGAUCUGAUUUACUAGAACUGAUGUAAUAAAAUAAGUACUUCUC
Messenger RNA from Salvelinus fontinalis (brook trout), 5638 nucleotides. Its product is annotated as glutamine--fructose-6-phosphate aminotransferase [isomerizing] 1. The transcript is spliced from 19 exons. The coding region runs from base 78 to 2132 and encodes 684 amino acids. NCBI's taxonomy places the organism in Eukaryota, Metazoa, Chordata, Actinopteri, Salmoniformes, Salmonidae. Gene Ontology annotation, molecular function: carbohydrate derivative binding; L-glutamine:D-fructose-6-phosphate transaminase (isomerizing) activity. Gene Ontology annotation, biological process: carbohydrate derivative biosynthetic process; UDP-N-acetylglucosamine metabolic process; protein N-linked glycosylation. The record is from RefSeq and is a predicted model, not a curated record.